AGAGAGAGAGAAGUACAGAAAGCUGAAAAUGGGGAGGCUGAAAGUGACCACUUGGAAAUUGUUGGGGACAAUUUUGAAUUAAAAUGCAGUAAUUCCUGGUCCUCAAGCAAUCCAGAUGCCAUGAAGCAAGCUCUCACAGGAAGUUUUAGAGAGAAAGAGACUAUGGAAUGUGAUAAUGGUUAUCAGUCAGCAGAUACAGAUGAAAUUGUUGCUGAAAGUAAAAUUCCACGUCUACAUAGCAGGAACUGUGCAGUUUUAGAAGAUUGUAAACAGGUGAAGGCAGAAAAUGAAGAAAUCUUAACUGGGAAAAAAAGUGAUUUGGUAAACGACUCCUCAGUGGAAACUCAUAAUUUAAAAGAAUAUGUUGGAAAAAAAGGGAAAAUGAAAAAAUCCCAGACUGGUGCCUUGCAGAGCACAGCAGGUAACAGUACAAUGAAGACAAGUGAUAGUGAAAGCUCUUGUUCAGAGCCUGAGAAGGGGGAGUCUGAAAUCAGUUUGGAUUAUGAAUGCAUGAUGCAAAACUGUUACCGCUUAGACCUUACACUGGAUGACUUACAAGCAUUAGCUACUGAGACACGUGGAGCAGAAUCGGACAGUACGCAGAGCUCUAGUCAGCACAGUGUUGAAGAAUAUCCUAAGGGUAAUGUUGCAAAUGAAACAAAACUCUCUAAAUUUUGCCCUGCAGUUAGGAAAAAAUGUAUCUGUCCUGAAGAUGUACUUGCUGCGAUUUUGGUGGGGGAGGAGGACGUUGAUGAAGCAAGCUCCAAGGGACAAAAUAAUUUGCGUUUGAAAUAUCAGCCUUUCAGAGGAAUGGGGUCCCUUUGUGAAAAAGAGUCACCGAGGGGCAGCACUGGUUUAGAGAAGGGCUCUGCAGAAAGAUUAGAUCUUGAACCUUGUGUUUCUUCCUGUGGAGGGGAGUUGUCUCAAAGACAGCGGAAGAACCAUCCAAUGUAUUCACCUGAACCCGGCAGUAAAAAGAGACAGAAUACGCGUUGUGAACCACAGGAGGAACUGUCAGAUGCCGCCUCCCUUGCAGAUGAGAGAGGUCAGCCUGUGUCCAGGCCACACUUGCAAGGGAAGAACCAAGAUGCGAGCUCUACACAAGGCAAGCAAAAGUCAGAGAACAAAAAUGCUGCUCCUUGUACUGGUCAGGGUGAAGAUGAGAGCAGUGACAUGGAUAGCAAUGCUGCAGCGUCCCAGAGACACGCUAAACGACAAUUGAAAAGCCCCAGACUGCUUUCAAAACGGUUGAAGCUGGAUGUAAGCAAUCAAAGUCCAGAACGUGAAGCUGAUAAACAUGAGGAUGGGAAGAGAAGCCUUCUGGAAAACAAAGAGCUUUGUCUUCAUGCUACUGCUUCAAAGGAACGUAGACCAAAAAAGAAACAGUUGCAGGAUAACCAGAGGAGGCUAGCAGCUCUAGGAGAGAGACAGAGAGAGAGAGAGUUACAGAAGAAA
This is a messenger RNA of Nestor notabilis (Kea), 1455 nucleotides long. RefSeq names its product nucleolar protein 8 (gene NOL8). The transcript has a single exon. The record is from RefSeq and is a predicted model, not a curated record. Lineage: Eukaryota; Metazoa; Chordata; Aves; Psittaciformes; Psittacidae. Gene Ontology annotation, molecular function: RNA binding. The annotation marks the transcript as partial.